Messenger RNA from Lucilia cuprina (Australian sheep blowfly), 2915 nucleotides. Its product is annotated as cyclin-dependent kinase 11A. The record is from RefSeq and is a predicted model, not a curated record. Gene Ontology annotation, cellular component: cytoplasm; cytosol; nucleus. Gene Ontology annotation, biological process: protein phosphorylation; negative regulation of canonical Wnt signaling pathway; signal transduction. The coding region runs from base 224 to 2896 and encodes 890 amino acids. The transcript is spliced from 8 exons. Gene Ontology annotation, molecular function: protein serine/threonine kinase activity; ATP binding. NCBI's taxonomy places the organism in Eukaryota, Metazoa, Arthropoda, Insecta, Diptera, Calliphoridae.
CUUAAUUUUGAAAACAAAACGUUACUUAAAUGAAGAAAAGAAAAAAAUCGUAAAGAAAAAUAAUAAAAUAAAAAGUGUUUUAAAAGAAAAACUAAUAAAAAAACCGCAAAAAAAUAAAGAAAAACUCAAAGUGUUUUUAAGCCAAUUAAGAGAAAAAUUCAAACUAUUUUUAACUAAAAUACACAAGAAAAUAAAAAUAAAGUAUAGUAGAAACAAACCCCCGAUGGCAACAUUAGCAAUAGAACAAAUAAACGCCCACAACGCCAGCGCCACGACGACCACAGAGCCCAUUAAGAUACCCCUCAAUAACGAAGAACGUUUAUCUACACAAUUGUCUACGGGAUCGGCCGACAGUGCCUGUUGUGUGGUUAAUAAUGGCCAUUCAACCACAAAUUCCACAGUCUAUUUGACCAGCAGCAGCUGCAGUCAACAGAAUAAAAAAGAUUCUACCCAAUCUUUAAAUAUACGCAGUGCCUCCUUGAGUUUACAUGCUGGUGUGGGUCAUGCUAAAUCCCAAUUGCAUAAAUUGAAACAGCCAGCCUAUAGGCAAUUACUUUCACAAGAUAGUGGCAUAGAUAAUGAUCGUGAUUCGGCUAUAGGCUCUCAGCAGCAACUUAAAUCGGCUCAAUGUUCUAGCUCGAGCAGUGAGUCUAUAGGCGCUAAUUCCUCAGGGGAUUUAUCGCAAUCUAAAUACUCAGAAGAUAAUUUAGAUACCGAAUCGUCGUCGGGUUAUUCGGGUAGUACACAUAAUUUUGGUGCCACUCGACGCAUUAAGUAUAAAUCCUGUAAUAGUUCUACGACUUUAGGAUGUUUGGGUCUAGAAGAUCGUAUAGAUGAGGUAGAAGAUCUACAUGAUGAUGAGGAUGAUGAUGAUGAAGAAGAUGUUGAUGCCGAGGAAGAGGAAGAUAACUCUGUUGAAGAUGAUGAGGAAGAAGAAGAAGAGGAGGAGGAAGAAGAUGCUAAUGAUAGUGGUUUACAAAUGUCCUUACUUCCCCAUAAGGACUUGAAAGAAACUAAACAUUCUACAUCAUUACAAAAUCCCGAUAAACUUCAGCAUCAUCCAAAAACCUCGGCUUUAGCCUUAAAAGUUACCACUAAAACACAACCCCCAACAAAAACUGCUUCAUCUACUUCUACAUCUGGCACCACUAACAGCAACCAUCAUAAAGAACAAGUUUUAGCCACCGAUGGCAAUUACUAUUUCCCUCUACUCAAUAUCUCCGAUGAUCCCACAAUCAAUCCAAAACUCAUCAAUAAAAGAGAUGGUCUACAGGAUUGUAUGUAUUAUUUGGAUGAAUUUGGUAGUCCAAAAUUGCGUGAGAAAUAUGCUCGCAAACAAAAACAAAAAGAACUUAAACAACAUGCAAAAGCUUUGAAGAAAAAGGCUGAAGAAGAAUCUUCUAAACAGAAAUCCAAAAAUUCAUCUGAAACUCACUGUGAUACUAAAGAAAAUAAUAGUAAAAUUAACAAUAAUAAUAAUAGUAAUUUAAGUUAUGCUAAGAAAUCAGCGAAAAUUAGUUGUAAGGAUAAUCCAACAGAUGAAGCCGAAAUUGCCGAGGAGGUGGAAGAAGUACAGCAGCAGCAACAACAUAAGCAUACACCUCAUACUACACCUUCGUGUGUUAGUUGGACUAAAGUUGUUCAAAAAUUUAAGAAUAUCAUAGGCAGAGAUGGUUCAAAAAUCACCACAGUUGUUGCCACACCUGGCCAAGGUACCGAUCGUGUACAAGAAGUUUCCUACACAGAUACAAAGGUGAUUGGCAAUGGCAGUUUUGGUGUUGUCUUUCAGGCAAAAUUAUGCGAUACCGGUGAACUGGUAGCCAUUAAAAAAGUUUUACAAGACAGACGAUUUAAGAAUCGUGAAUUGCAAAUUAUGCGUAAAUUGGAACAUUGUAAUAUUGUAAAACUUUUAUAUUUUUUCUAUUCGAGUGGUGAAAAGCGUGAUGAAGUGUUUUUGAAUUUAGUACUCGAAUAUAUACCAGAAACCGUUUAUAAAGUGGCACGUCAAUAUGCUAAAACUAAGCAAACAAUACCCAUAAACUUUAUAAGGCUUUACAUGUAUCAAUUGUUUAGAAGUUUGGCUUACAUACAUUCAUUGGGUAUUUGUCAUCGUGAUAUUAAACCACAAAAUCUAUUAUUGGAUCCAGAGACCGCUGUUUUGAAAUUAUGCGAUUUUGGUAGUGCUAAACAAUUGUUGCAUGGCGAACCAAAUGUCUCAUAUAUCUGUUCACGAUAUUAUCGUGCACCCGAAUUGAUAUUUGGCGCUAUUAAUUAUACCACAAAAAUUGAUGUGUGGAGCGCCGGUUGUGUAUUAGCUGAAUUAUUGUUGGGCCAACCUAUAUUCCCCGGUGAUUCUGGUGUCGAUCAAUUGGUUGAGGUUAUUAAGGUAUUGGGCACACCCACUCGAGAACAAAUUCGCGAAAUGAAUCCCAAUUAUACGGAAUUCAAAUUUCCACAAAUUAAAAGUCAUCCAUGGCAAAAAGUUUUCCGUAUACGCACUCCACCAGAAGCUAUAAAUUUGGUAUCACAAUUAUUGGAAUAUACACCAAGUGCACGUAUAACACCAUUGAAAGCAUGUGCCCAUCCAUUCUUCGAUGAAUUGCGUCAAGAGGGUAAUCAUACAUUACCAAAUGGUCGAGAAAUGCCACCAUUAUUUAAUUUCACUGAACAUGAACUUACAAUACAACCAAGUUUAGUACCACAAUUGUUGCCAAAACAUAUGCAAAAUAGCGCACAUCGUACUGCUGGCGCUGGUGGUGAAGGUGGUGCCGCCUCUUCGGCCACAGCUGCUGCUUCUUCUUCAUCGUCAACAAAUGCCACAAGUGCUGCUGCUGCCGCUACGGCUAAUAAUACUACGCCGGGUGCUGGUGGUUCAGCGCAAGCAGCUACAGGUUAGUUUCAUAUUAUUUUUUUUC